ACUCUUUUGUCUGAAGGCAAAAAAAUUGCCAAGAAUCGGAAGAAUUGAAAACUUCGCUGAGCAACCAUAAAAAUUCAUCACAUGGUAUUGUUCAAAAAGUUUUUAUUAGAGUUGACGGCCGCUCGUACUUUAAACUACACUGCAUACAUCUGCCCAGGUUAUUUCGAAGCGAAAGAUGUAAACUUUCACAGAUAUUCUCUCAGCAACAGUUUGUACGACAUGACAAUUUAGUUGAUAUAUUUGAUAUAUUUGUUUCCUUCAUCUAAAGUGGCGUGCCUGUGAAUAGUUAGGCGUAGCUAAGCGCAUUGACCACUAUAAACAACAACAUUUGAACAUUUUUGAACAUUUUGAGGACGCAAGAACGCUAAAUAUUAGAGAGCUUAAUAUUAGAGUGGUCUGCGAUUAUUGAUUUAGAUCAGAAUCUUGUAGUAGGAAGGUCUAAACAAUAACGUACAGGCUCCAAUUUUGAUUAACAGUAGACACACCGAGGUUCACCCCAUGGUUUUUCAUGCCACAAUUGUCAUGUCACGUUUUCCUGCGUUUUGAAUUUGCAGGGCUUUAUGAAAUGAUUACACGCAUGAGUGACAUUACUCCCCUUUCCAAUAUCACCCUAGAGCCUGCGCGCUUUUGGCCAGCAGUUACCUAACGCGUGACGUUCUGGAGGAAAUCCAGGAGGAGUCAAACAACAAAACCAGAAAUGAUCCUUGUUCUGGUUGGACUGUGCCCAUGCGUUCAAGAUCAAUAACGGUUUCUGAACAUGCGUAGAGAGAGUAACCGCUGUGACUAAUUGUCUCACCUUCCUAUUUUUCCCAGAGGCCUCGAUUUCUUGGCGCUAACCAGAGAGAUCGCGGUCUGAGCUUGUCCCCUUUGUUGAGAUGUCGUUGAGAUGUUUAUUGAAAGGAUGAAGCUUUCACCGCUGUCAGGUUGAAGGGAAGUCUCCGAGCUCGAGAUAAAAACUACCUGCUGUCCCUGUUGUCAACAAAAGAUCUGUUGUUAAUACUUGUUGUACUUUACCUGAAAAGUCGCCCAUUGUAAACAAUAAAACCUUGACAUAAUCAACAGGCUCUGUCACACGAGGCAUUAAGAAUUAAUACCUUUCACUUUCAUCUCUGACUCCAUAAAGUUUCCUUCUCAGAGUGAAAGAACGCUUUAGUUAGUAGUUAGCUUUUUAACCAUGAUUUUGCGAGCUUUAUUACUUUGGGUGCUUUUGGAUUUUCUCUUGGUGAAUGCGGAUACGGACGCGACUGUAACUCGUAAAGUGCUUUUCGAUGUUUCUGUUGGUGGACAGCCGAUCGGUAAGAUUGUGUUGGGUUUGUUUGGCAACACAGCUCCCAAAACCGUCACCAACUUUGUAUCACUCGCAGGAAAUGAGUAUGGCUACGGUUACAAAGGCAGCACUUUUCACCGAGUAAUUAAAAACUUUAUGAUUCAAGGGGGGGAUUUCACCAAGGGCGAUGGCACUGGUGGGUAUAGUAUAUACGGGGACAACUUUGAAGAUGAAAACUUCGUUCUGAAGCAUUACGGCCCUGGCUGGCUGUGCAUGGCGAACGCAGGCAAAAAUACAAACGGAUCACAGUUUUAUAUCACUACUAUAAAAACGCCUUGGUUAGAUGAUAGCCAUACUUGCUUUGGAAAGGUCUUGGAAGGAAUGGAUGUAGUAAAGAAGAUCGAAAAUGUUCAAACGGGCAGUGCAGACAGGCCAGUGCAGAAAGUGGAGAUCACUCAGAGUGGAGUCAUAGAAGUGCCAGAGCCUUUUGAAGUAGCAAAAGAUGGAGUUGUCGCCUAGAAAAUUUUUAAUUCACUCUGAACUGUUACAGAAUCUUUUUAAAAUUAAACCUUUCUUUUCCUUUAAAA
Messenger RNA from Orbicella faveolata, 1854 nucleotides. RefSeq names its product peptidyl-prolyl cis-trans isomerase 6-like. The record is from RefSeq and is a predicted model, not a curated record. Gene Ontology annotation, cellular component: intracellular membrane-bounded organelle; cytoplasm. Gene Ontology annotation, biological process: protein peptidyl-prolyl isomerization; protein folding. Lineage: Eukaryota; Metazoa; Cnidaria; Anthozoa; Scleractinia; Merulinidae. Gene Ontology annotation, molecular function: peptidyl-prolyl cis-trans isomerase activity; cyclosporin A binding.